AUGGCUGGUUGUCUCCGGAGUUCCUCACUUUGUCAAAAGUGGGCACUUUCAAGAAGCCUGCUUGUGACAUUUGCUCUCAGCUUCUACUUUGCCUCCGCAGCUGCAGAGCCGUUUGGCUCCGCUCAUCUUUAUCAACGCAGAUCUGGACCUAAUGAAGACAACAUUAUCAUUGCUAACAGUGGGAUCAGGGUGCCUUUAGGGAAGUCUGUGUUUCUUGACCCAGUGAGUGACCUGGUAACAGAAGUUCAGCCUGGAGACCGCUGCCUCAUCACGGUUUUGGACAAUGACCCACUGGCCCAGAAACCUGGGAUGCUCUCACCUAAAAAGUUCCCCUGCGAAUUUGGACCAGAUGACGUCAAAUACACUCAUUUUGGAUCUCGGAGCCCCAGCAAGGAUCGGGUGAAGCUACAACUUCGUUAUGACACCCAAACAGACACAGUUGUCAUUCCUUUCAUGCUGGAAGUGGAGGUGGUUUUCCAACAGCUUGAGAUCCUCACCAGGAAUAUGCCCCUUAAUGUUGAAAAGCUCAGUGGUGACAGCGUCCCUAUUGACAAAAAGCAUCUGGAGUUUUCCUUUGAGGAUGAAGUAACACAGUGUAAGAUCGCCACUCUUGUCGGCGCCGGUGAUCUUCCCAGGUAUGGCACUCUUUUGAAUAACCCCUCAAAUGGCCAAUUUAUUGACUGUGAUGAGUUUGUGAAACAAGGCAUUCGCUACAAACACACAGCUAAAACCAACUCACCUAACAGAGACUAUAUCCCAAUGAUGGUAGAGCUGCAGGAUAAAGAAGGCAACACCAUUAUGCAAGAGUAUUUCCAAAUGAUGGUUAGAAUUAGAGAGGGGGCAGAGAAUACAGGUCCUAGACCCAGCUUUGUAGCCAUGAUGAUGAUGGAAGUUGAUCAGUUUGUGAUGACAGCUAUUACAAGUGACAUGUUAGCUGCUGAAGAUGUUGAAUCUGACCCAGAUGAUUUAAUCUUCAAUAUUACUACACCGCUGAACCCUGAGCAGGGCUAUCUCAUCAGCACAGAUGAUCAGAACCUGCCUAUCACCUCUUUCUAUCAGAGAGACAUCAAAGAUCUUAAAAUUGCUUAUAAACCACCCUCAGACGACUCAGAGAUAGAGAGGAUUUUCCAGCUGGAGUUUGAAGUUGUAGACACUGACGGUGCUGUGUCUGAUACAUUUGCUUUUAUGAUUGUGGUAAAGCCUAUGAAUACCUUGGCACCUGUAGCAACCAAAAAUACAGGCCAGCUACUGUUUGAAGGGCAAUCCCGACCUCUUUCCAGCUCCCAGAAUUUAGAGAUUAGUGAUGAGGAUAACCUGGAAGAUGUGACUAUAACUGUGGUUGAUGGCUUAAAGCAUGGAGAUCUGACGGUGCUCGGGGCUCGCAGGAAAUUCUUCACACCUGCCGAUCUAGACGCCGGCAUUGUGGUGUACCAGCAUGAUGGCAGCGACACCUAUAGCGACAACAUUAUUUUUAGAAUGACUGAUGGCAGUAAUGAAGUGGAGUUUUUGUUCCCAAUCACUAUUGCUCCCACUGAUGAUGAGCCACCUAUUAUCAAUGCUAACACUGGCCUGGUGCUAUUCAAGAAUGAAGUCAUGCAGAUCUCUCCCUUUAUCCUGAGUGCCACAGAUAUCGAUUCAGAAGACUCCACUAUUAAGUUUAUCUUGGAAGUGCCAUACUCAACUGUAGGGGAGCUCCUGCUAAGGCAAGUGGAGCCUCCCUCUGACCCGUCUCUCUGGAAGUUCAGCGAGACAGAUGAGAUGUUUGAGCAGGUGGUAACAGAAUGGUUUCAGCAGGAUAUUCUUGAUGGAAAGCUUUUCUACCGUCACAUUGGACCCCAUAGCACCACCGUUGUAGUUGAUCAUUUUGUUUUCCGGGUCCAAGAUGAUAAUGACCCCCCUAAUCAAUCUGGCGAGCACAUGUUCACCAGCAAAAUCCACCCUGUUGAUGACAUUGCUCCAGAACUUGUUCCCAGCACCAGCCUUCACAUGACAGUCCUGGAGUAUGAGCUAACCCACUUCAAGAAACAUUUCUUGUGUUAUACUGAUUUAGAUUCAGAUGACAGGGACCUGAAAUACACCAUCAUUAAGCCCCCAACUGACACAGAUGAGAACAAUCCAGCAGCCUUAGGUGACAUCGUACUGACUGACAGCCCAAACACUGUAAUUAUAGAGUUCACACAGGCCCAGGUUAAUCAUCACAAAGUAGCUUACAAGCCUCCAGACCAGGAGCUGGGCAUCACUCCAAAAGUGGCUCAGUUCACAUUCAUUGUAGAAGACACUUCUGGUAACACAAUAGAUGGACUAUUCACCAUUUUCCUUCAGCCAGUGGACAACAAACCCCCGAUUAUCACUAACAAAGGUUUCACUGUUAUGGAGAGCGCUUCACAUAUCAUCUCUAGGAACGAGCUGCUUGCCACAGAUACAGAUACAGAUGAUGAAAGUAUUAUCUUCACCGUGACCCAGAUUCCUCGGUGGGGGCAGCUACAGUAUUUGGGGAUCGACAUGGCAAAAGGAGAAACAUUCGUAAUUGAAGACCUUUCAAAUGGUCACCUUACCUACAACCAUGGUGGACAGGAAUCGGUCAGUGACACCAUAAAGAUUGAUGUCAGUGACGGUUUUCAUGAGGUACCCAUCAUCAUCAAGAUCAACAUUGAUCCCGUUGAUGACGAGUCCCCCACCCUUAUGCUCCCAGACGGUCUGCUUGGAGCAUCCAUCGAUGUACUGGAGAACGGAGCCACAGAGAUUACAAGUAAUGUCAUUCAGGGCCGUGAUGAAGACACAGAUGACCUCCUCCUAACUUUCAUUGUUGAAGAACCUCCCAGGCUUGGUGAAAUCCUUGUAAAUGGUGCUCCCGCUGAGAGAUUCACCCAGGAAGACAUCAUUAAUGGGGUAGUGGUGUAUGCUCACACAUCCGGUGAAAUCGGUCCAAUCAAAGAAUACGACUCUUUCAACCUUACUCUGUCUGAUAUGUCAGAACAGUGGGUUGUUGGCGGCAACAACGUACAUGGUUUGACUGUUCAAGUCACCAUCCUUCCUGUUGACAGCAUUCCACCCAUUGUCAGUGUUGUAGAGCAAUUUGUUGUCGUGGAGGGGGAGAAGAAUGUCAUUACUCUGGACCACAUCCAAGCUGUGGAUAUCGACACUGAAAAUGAUGAUAUCCUAUGCACCAUUAUUGUCCAACCAACAUCUGGUUACGUGGAAAACAUCUCCCCAUCUGCAGGCUCUGAGAAAUCCAGAUCCGGGACAGCCAUCACUGCAUUUAGCUUCAAAGACAUCGCCCUAGGUCAUAUCUACUAUGUCCAGAGCAUCCACAAAGGGGUUGAACCUGUGGAAGAUCGCUUCACCUUCCGCUGCUCAGAUGGAAUCAACUUCUCUGAACGACACUUCUUCCCCAUUGUCAUCAUUCCAGCCAAUGAUGAAAAGCCAGAGAUUUUCAUUCGCGAGUUUAUUGUAAUGGAGGGCAUGAGUCUGGUCAUUGACACACCAAUUCUGAACGCGGCUGAUGCUGACAUUCCUGGGGACGAGUUGCACUUUGAGAUAAUAAAAAAUCCCAAACACGGUUCAAUAAUUCUGCAGCUUAGCACUGGCACAAUCCCUGUGGAAAACUUUAACUUGGAACAAAUCAAAGAGGCUUCCAAUAUUGUCUAUGAACACGAUGACUCAGAGACCAAUGAGGACAGCUUUGUAAUCAGACUUUCAGAUGGGAAACAUACAGUAGAAAAAACAGUCCUUAUCAUGGUUAUUCCUGUUGACGAUGAGACACCAAGGAUGGCUAUAAAUGAUGGCCUUGAUGUUGAAAUUGGAGAGACAAAAGUCAUAAGCAACAGAGUUAUUCAGGCCACAGAUCUUGACUCGGAAGACAAGGAGCUCACAUAUGUUGUGCGUUACAGCCCAGGUCAAGGCUUCCUGCAGCGUAUCAGCAAGUUUGGUGAUGUUUUGGGUAAUAUUACCCUUGGUAUGAACUUCACACAGGACGAAAUUGACAAGCAGCUCAUCCAGUAUGUACACACAGGCCAGGAGGGAAUCCGUGACCUGCUGAAGUUUGAUGUCACCGAUGGCCUGAAUCCACUCAUUGACCGUUACUUCUACAUCAGCAUUGGAAGCAUUGACAUGGCUUUUCCAGAUGUUAUCAACAAAGGUGUGACUCUUAAAGAAGGAGGGAAAGUAACUCUUACCACUGACCUCCUCAGCACCACUGACAUUAACAGUCCUGAUGAAUUCCUCAGCUUUAGCAUCACAAGAGCGCCUAGUAGAGGCCACUUAGAGUGCACUGACCAUCCAGGUGUUCCCAUUUCCACCUUUACCCAACUGCAGCUUGCUGGCAACAAGAUCUACUACAUUCACACCUCUGACGAUGAGAUGAAAAUGGACAGCUUUGAGUUUGAGGUGACGGACGGUUUCAAUCCUGUAUUCCGUACCUUCAGAGUGUCUAUCACUGAUGUUGAUAAUAAGAAACCCGUCUUGACUAUAAGCAAGCUUUAUGUGGAGGAGGGAGAAACAAAGCUUAUCACACCAUUUGAGUUGACAGCCGAGGAUCGGGACACCCCAGACAACCAUUUAAGAUUCAUAGUCACGCAGGUGCCAGUGCACGGCCAGCUGCUUUUCAACAAUACCAAACCGAUCACAACCUUUACCAAGCAGGAUCUUAACGAGAACCUUAUCAGCUAUAAGCACGAUGGCACUGAGACCAACGAAGACAGCUUCUCCUUCACUGUCACAGAUGGCACUCAUUCUGAUUUUUACGUCUUUCCCAACACUGUGUAUGAGACACGCAAGCCCCAGAUGAUGACCAUUCAUAUCAAUACUGUGGACAAUGGUGUGCCCCAGAUUUUGGUUAACAAAGCUGCUGCCUCACUGAAGGUCCUCCAAACAGGCCACGUGGGCUUCGUGAUCACCAGCAAGGCCCUCCAAUCAGAAGACCGCGACAGUCCCCAGAGCAUCCUGACAUACACUGUUUCUGAGGCUCCUCUGCAUGGCUUCAUCAUUAACACCGCACUGGGAAACGACAGCAUCAAGACCUUCUCACAAGCUGAUAUUGAUGACAUGAAGAUCAAUUACGUGCUGUUGGAUGGGAGCAACGCCACAAGUGAUAUCUUCUACUUCACAGUUGAAGACAAAGGUGGAAACAAACUAAAGCCUCAGCCGUUCAGACUCAACUGGUCCUGGAUCUCUGUGGAGAAGGAAUACUAUUUAGUGGAUGAGGACUCCAAAUUCCUGGAAGUGACACUCAAACGCAGAGGCUACCUGGGAGAAACCUCCUUCGUCAGUAUUGCAACAAAGGAUGGAACAGCUGAGAAGGACAAAGAUUUCCGAGGAAAAUCUCAGAAACAGGUCCAGUUCAACCCCGGUCAGACCACGGCGACCUGGAAGGUGAAGAUCUUCACAGAUCAGGAGUUUGAGACUUCAGAGACGUUCGAGAUCCAGCUGUCGGAUCCGGUCAUGGCGGUGCUCGAGUUCCCCGACCUCACAACAGUCGAGAUCGUGGAUCCUGGAGAUGAAUCCACCGUCUACAUUCCUCAAGCAGAGUACAGGAUUGAGGAGGAUGUUGGAGAGCUGUUAGUGCCGGUGAGACGCUCAGGAGACGCCAGCCAGGAACUCAUGGUUGUUUGUUUCACUCAGCAAGCCACGGCCACAGGCACCAUACCCAGCAUGGUGCUGUCUUACUCUGACUACAUCACCCGUGCCGAGGACCACACCAGUGUGCUGCGUUUUGACAAAGAUGAGCGGGAGAAAAUGUGUCGCAUCAUCAUCAUCGAUGACUCCCUGUAUGAGGAGGAAGAGAGCUUCAACGUCAGCCUCAGCAUGCCCAUGGGCGGCCAGCUGGGCGCCAACUUCCCCUCUGCCAAGAUCACCAUCCUAGCAGACAUCGAUGACGAGCCUUCACUGUAUUUCGGGGAACCUGAGUAUGUUGUGGAAGAGAGUUCAGGCUACGUUGAGGUGAAGGUCUGGAGGACGGGAACAGACCUCUCCAAGACGGCUACAGUCACCGUCCGCUCCAGGAAGAGUGAGCCUGUCUCUGCAGAAGCUGGACUGGAUUACGUUGGCAUCAGUCGAAACCUUGACUUUGCUCCUGGAGUGACGAUGCAGACGUUCAGAGUGACCAUCCUGGAUGAUCUGGGUCAGCCGGAGCUGGAGGGGCCGGAGACCUUUGACCUUGUGUUACGGAUGCCCAUGAAUGCUGUUCUGGGAGAACCGAGCAGCACCAUCAUCACCAUCAAUGAUACAGUCACUGACGUGCCGAAGGUUCAGUUUAAGGAGGGAAGCUACAAGGUGGAUGAGGCCGAUGGGGAGGUAACAGCCAUCGUGUACCGCAGUGGAGAUAUCAGCCUCGCCUCCACAGUGCGCUGUUACACUCGCCAAGGCUCGGCUCAGGUCAUGAUGGACUACAGUGAGAGACCCAACACUGACGCAUCAAUCAUCACUUUCCUGCCAGGCGAAACUGAGAAGCCGUGCGUGGUCAGCCUGAUGGACGACUCCACCCAUGAAGACGACGAGGAGUUCAGGCUGGUCCUGGGAAAUCCAAAGAGCAAGUCUCCGUAUGGAGCCGCUGUGGGGGAGCAGAAGGAGGCGCUGGUGUCAGUCACAGACACCAAGGACAGGCCCAUAAUCCGCUUUUCUGAGAUCAAGUACAGUGUGCGUGAACCUCAGGUCAAAGGUGACAUGGCGAUAGUGAAGAUUCCCAUCCUGCGCGUUGGAGACACAUCAAAGGUCUCACUGGUGAGAGUGCACACCAAAGACGGCUCUGCGACCUCCGGAGAGGACUACAACCCGCUGUCAGAGGAUGUUGAGUUCAAAGCCGGUGAGACGGAACACUUCGUGGAGAUCGAGAUCCUGUUUGACGGUCAGAGAGAGAUGAGAGAGGCCUUCAUUGUGCACAUGAAGCCUGAUGACAACAUGGUGGCUGAAGUACAGAUGAACAAGGCCAUUGUGUACAUUGAGGAGAUGGACAGUGUGGCAGAUGUUACCUUCCCUGCCGUGCCGCUGGUGGUUUCCCUGCUCAUGUACGAUGACACAGUUAAAACCAAAGAAACACCCAACCCGGCCAAUGGAUACCCUGUUGUGUGUGUGACGGCUUGCAACCCUAAGUACCACGAUUUCGACAAAACCGGCUCCAUCUGCUCUGUGGAGAACAUCAACGACACGCUCACUCAGUACCGCUGGCUGGUCAGCGCCCCCACCGGCUCUGAUGGAGUGACCAGCCCCAUGAGGGAGGUGGACACCAACACCUUCUUCACCAACACCAAGUCCAUCACUCUGGAUUCCAUCUACUUCCAGAGCGGCUCACGGGUUCAGUGUGCAGCGAGAGCCUUCAACGCCAACGGAGACGCCGGUCUGGAGAUGUCCAGCCCCAUCGCUGUGGUCAGCAAGGAGGAGGGUAUGUGUCAGCCUCGUAUCGCAGGCACUGUUGGAGCCGAACCUUUCUCUGCUAAGAUCCGCUACACCGGUCCAGAUGACCCGGACUUCCCCAACCUCAUUAAACUGACCAUCAACAUGCCUCACAUGGAUGGCAUGUUACCAGUGAUCUCCACCAGACCUCUGUCCAACUUCGAGCUCACCCUGAGCCCAGACGGCACGCGCGUUGGCAACCAUCGCUGCUCCAACUUGCUCGACUUCAAUGAGAUACAAACAGGCUACGGGUUCAUCACCGAUGCCACAAAGAACCCUGAAAUCAUUGGCGAGACUUCCCCCUACCAGUACAACCCGGCCAUGCGCUCUGCCAACUCUCUGCGCUUCUACAAGAACCUGAACCUGGAGGCCUGCCUCUGGGAGUUCACCAGCUACUACGACAUGUCAGAGCUGCUGAACGACUGUGGAGGCUCCGUAGGCACCGAUGGACAGGUGCUGAACCUGGUCCAGUCCUACGUCACGCUGCGUGUUCCUCUGUUCGUGUCCUACGUCUUCCACUCUCCGGUGGCAGUGGGGGGGUGGCAGCACUUUGACCUGCAGUCAGAGCUCAAACUCACCUUUGUGUACGACACAGCCAUUCUGUGGCAGGACGGCAUCGGCAGCCCACCUGAGGCUGAGCUUCAAGGGGCCAUGUACCCAACCAGCAUGCGUAUAAAUGAGGAGGGCCGUCUGGUGGUCAACUUCAAGACGGAAGCCCGCUUCAGGGGACAGUUUGUUAUGUCUCAUCCAGGUAAGACGUGCCAGGGGUCAUUCCAGCAAAUGUAA
Molecule: messenger RNA, 8172 nt
Organism: Notothenia coriiceps (black rockcod)
Lineage: Eukaryota; Metazoa; Chordata; Actinopteri; Perciformes; Nototheniidae
Gene: frem3
Product: Fras1 related extracellular matrix 3
Exons: 19
Coding region: 1-8172 (2723 amino acids)
Biological process (GO): anatomical structure morphogenesis; cell communication
Cellular component (GO): membrane
Source: RefSeq, a predicted model, not a curated record